AUGUCAUGCACGCUUCUCGUCCAACUUGCAGAAUUGCAGACCAAGGCACUACAGCAAGAAGCGCGAAAAUCCUCUUCUAAAACUUUGGCGCUGCCACCAUCCUGUGUCUCUCAAAGCUUUGCGGAUGACCUCGAGUCCCUCUUUUAUGUCUUCAUAUAUAUUUGCAUCAAAUAUGGCGGUCCUAACAGCAAGGAGCACCAGGAGUCCAUACAUGACUCGUUGCCGGAUAGCUGGUCGACCCUCGACCUGGAUGAGUGCAAAUUGAGGAAGGUUUAUUUUUUUGCAGUUUCCUCGAAGGAGGCCCAUCUUGCAAAACAAUUCCACCCAUACUUUGCACCACUUAUCCCCCUUGCGAAGGAGUGGAGGGCGGCGACCUUGAGGGACAACAUGGAGACACGGGUCACUUUUGACAGUGUUAUCAAUCUGCUAGAACAUCAUCUUACCACCCUUCAGGAUGACGAGGAGCGUGCAUCCACGACCGAGGAUCUCAAGAAAUCUGCUGAAGAACUCGCUCGAUGUAUGAACAAGCGGACUGCAGAAGCAGGCUCAUCUAGUAUCUCUAUGCCACAAUUGGCCAAGCGGAAGAAGCAUGACUCGGAGACAGCUGACUGGGAGAGUGACUUAGACGGCUCGGUGACUGAGGCGAUGGUGGCCUCAAAUGACUCACAUCAAGUUUAUGGCUUGGACUGA
Molecule: messenger RNA, 690 nt
Organism: Suillus plorans
Lineage: Eukaryota; Fungi; Basidiomycota; Agaricomycetes; Boletales; Suillaceae
Exons: 1
Coding region: 1-690 (229 amino acids)
Source: RefSeq, a predicted model, not a curated record